UUUUCCAGAAGUGAAAGUGUUUUUCCUUCAGCCUCCGGGCCAUUCUGUUGCUGUUGGAAAAAUAAAGAAAAUCUCCAACUCCAGGCAGAACCGGUGAGAUUAAUGAACCCCAGCAUAGAGUGCUGAGUAAAAGAGUGAAAUUAAUUCCAGCAGAAGAGAUCAGUGUCUUCAGGAAUCAGCAGUGAGUCCAUGAGCUGUGUCCAUAUACUAAUAUUAAAAAAUGGAGAGCUGUGAUCUGGACACAGAUAAUGUGACCCCACCCUCAGAAAAGCGUGAACUCAAGAGAAACAGAUCAGACUCACCAGAAGCCAGCUGUGUCUCCAUGAAGAGUGAUUGGUCUAUGCAUCAACCUGACCACUUUAAAAGUGGAGACCCCUCAUCUGUACACAGUGUUUUACAGAAGUCAGGGCAUAGAAGAGAAAAGAUCAUCACAGAUACAGGACAUGCCCCAGAAUCUGCUGCUGGAAAUGAAGUCCAGAAAAAGUUCAAAUUAAAUCUGAUGAAGAAGUUUCAGUGUUUAAAUGGAGUGAUAAUAAAGCAGGAAAACCGAGUGCUCCUGAAUGAGAUCUACACAGAGCUCUACAUCACAGAGGGAGACAGUGGAGACGUCAAUAAAGAACAUGAAGUGAGACGGAUCGAGGCAACGUCCAGGAGAAAAACAACAGAGGAAACACCAAUCAAAUGCAAUGACAUCUUUAAGCCCUUAUAUGAAGAAGAUGAACCCAUCGGAACUGUAGUGACGAAGGGAGUGGCUGGUAUUGGAAAAACAGUCUCUGUGCAGAAGUUCAUUGUGGACUGGGCUGAAGGGAAAGCAAAUCAGGACGUCCACCUCAUAUUUCCACUUCCUUUCAGAGAGCUGAAUCUGAUGAAGGACCAAAAACUGAGUCUGAUGGAGCUCCUUCAUGUCUGUUUUAAAGAAACAAAUGAAAUGGAAAUGUCCAGGUUGGAAAAGGUUCUGUUCAUUUUUGAUGGAUUGGACGAGUAUCGUUUCCCUCUGGAUUUCCAGAACACAGUGAGAGUGUGUGAUGUAACUGAAUCAGCAUCAGUGCAUGUGUUGCUGGUGAACCUGAUCAAAGGGAAUUUGCUUCCCUCUGCUCUCAUCUGGAUCACCUCCCGACCAGCAGCAGCUGAUCAAAUCCCCUCUGAGUAUGUCCACCGAGUCACAGAGGUACGAGGGUUCAAUGACCCACAGAAGGAGGAGUACUUCAGGAAGAGGGUCAGUGAUCAGAGCCUGGCUGAGAACAUCAUCACACACCUGAAGUCAUUAAGAAGCCUCUAUAUCAUGUGUCACAUCCCAGUCUUCUGCUGGAUUUCAGCCACUGUUCUAGAGAGAAUGUUGGGUGAAGCAGAGAGUGGAGAGAUCCCCAAGACUCUGACUCAAAUGUACACACACUUCCUCAUCAUUCAGACAAACAUCAUCAGAGGAAAGUACUCAAAGAAACUGGAGAGUGAUGAAGAAAUGCUUCUCAACCUGGGAAAACUGGCUUUUCAGCAGCUGAAGAAAGGCAACCUGAUCUUCUAUGAGGAAGAUCUGAGAGAGUGCGGCAUUGAUGUGACAGAAGCAGCAGUGUACUCAGGUGUGUGUACGCAGAUCUUCAGAGAGGAGGUUGGGCUUCACCAGAGUCAAGUGUACUGCUUUGUUCAUCUGAGCAUUCAGGAGCAUCUCGCAGCUCUGUAUGUGCAUCUGACCUUCAUGAAGGAAAAGAGAAAUGUUCUUGGACCGACUCUGAACAAGACAAUUUCAGAUGUACACAGUAGUGCUGUAGAUCAGACCUUAAAAAGUCAGACUGGACAUUUGGAUCUGUUCCUCCGCUUUCUUCUGGGUCUCUCACUGGAGUCCAAUCAGAAACUCUUACAUGCCUUAGUAACACAGACAGGAAGUAGCUCUCAGAGCAAAGAGGAAACAGUUCAGUACAUUAAAGAGAAGAUCAGUGAAAAUCUUCCAGCAGAAAAAUCCAUCAAUCUGUUCCACUGUCUGAAUGAACUGGGUGAUGAUUCUCUAGUGGAGGAAAUCCAACACUACCUGAAAUCUGGAAAACAAAGUAAACUCUCUCCUUCACAGUGGUCUGCUCUGGUGUUUGUGUUACUGACUUCAGCACAGGAGCUGGAGGAGUUUGACCUGAGUAAAUAUACCAGUACAGAUAAGAUAACAGAUUGGGUUCUUGUGAAGGUGAUGCCUGUGAUUGCAGCAUCCAGAAAAGCAAUGAUCAGUUGUGAUUCAAUUAAAUGGAGAAGCGCUGAAGCUCUGGUCUCAGUGCUCAACUCAGAAACCUCCAGUCUGAGAGAACUGCAUCUGACUGUGAAGACACUGGAUCUGACUGGGAAUAAACUAGAAGACUCAGGAGUGAAGCAUCUCUGUGCUGUACUGGAGAAUCCUCACUGUAAACUGGAGACACUGAAGUUGUGUGGUUGUGGUGUCUCAGAUGAAGGCUGUGCUGCUCUGAGUUCAGCUCUGAGAUCAAACCCCUCACACCUUAGAGAACUGAAUCUGUCUAAUAAUAAUCUGGGAGACUCAGGAGUGAAGCGUCUCUGUGCUGUACUGGAGAAUCCUCACUGUAAACUGGAGAUACUGGGGUUGUGUGGUUGUGGUGUCUCAGAUGAAGGCUGUGCUGCUCUGAGUUCAGCUCUGAGAUCAAACCCCUCACACCUGAGAGAACUGGAUCUGUCUAAUAAUAAUCUGGGAGACUCAGGAGUGAAGUGUCUCUGUGCUGUACUGGAGAAUCCUCACUGUAAACUGGAGACACUGAGGUUGUGUGGUUGUGGUGUCUCAGAUGAAGGCUGUGCUGCUCUGAGUUCAGCUCUGAGAUCAAAUCCCUCACACCUGAGACAAUUGAAUCUGUCCGAUAAUAAUUUCGGAGACUCAGGAGUGAAGCGUCUCUGUGCUGGACUGGAGAAUCCUCACUGUAAAGUGGAGACACUGGGGUUGUGUGAUUGUGGUGUCUCAGAUGAAGGCUGUGCUGCUCUCACUUCAGCUCUGAGAUCAAACCCUUCACACCUGAGAGACCUGUAUUUGACUGGGAAUGAAAUAGGAGACUCAGGAAAGAAGCUGCUCUCUGCUCUUAAGGAUGAUAAACAUUACAAAUUACAGACACUUGAGUUGUCUAAAUGUGGUGUCUCAGAUGACAGCUGUGCUGCUCUGAAUUCAGCUCUGAGAUCAAACCCCUCACACCUGAGAGAACUGAAUCUGACUAAUAAUAAUCUGGGAGACUCAGGAGUGAAGCGUCUCUGUACUGUACUGGAGAAUCCUCACUGUAAACUGGAGAUACUGGGGUUGUAUAAGUGUGGUGUCUCAGAUGAAGGCUGUGCUGCUCUGAGUUCAGCUCUGAGAUCAAAUCCCUCACACCUGAGAGAACUGGAUCUGUCUAAUAAUAAUCUGGGAGACUUAGGAGUGAAGCAUCUCUGUGGUGUACUGGAGAAUCCUCACUGUAAACUGGAGACACUAAGGUUGUGUAGUUGUGGUGUCUCAGAUGAAGGCUGUGCUGCUCUGAGUUCAGCUCUGAGAUCAAACCCCUCACACCUGAGAGACCUGGAUCUGACUAAUAAUAACCUGGGAGACUCGGGAGUAAAGCAUCUCUGUGCUGUACUGGAGAAUCCUCACUGUAAACUGGAGAUACUGGGGUUGCAGUAUUGUGGUGUGUCAGAUGAAGGCUGUGCUGCUCUGAGUUCAGCUCUAAGAUCAAAUCCCUCACACCUGAGAGAACUGGAUCUGACCAAUAAUAAUCUCAGAGAGUCAGGAGUGAAGUGUCUCUGUGCUGUACUGGAGAAUCCUCACUGUAAACUGGAGAAACUGGGGUUACAGUAUUGUGGUGUCUCAGAUGACGGCUGUGCUGCUCUGAGUUCAGCUCUGAGAUCAAACCCCUCACACCUGAGAGAACUGAAUCUGAAUAAUAAUAAUAAUCUGGGAGACUCAGGAGUGAAGCGUCUCUGUGCUGUACUGGAGAAUCCUCACUGUAAACUGGAGACACUGAGGUUGGAGCGUUGUGGUGUCUCAGAUGAAGGCUGUGCUGCUCUCACUUCAGCUCUGAGAUCAAACCCCUCACACCUGAGAGAACUGUAUCUGAUUAGGAAUAAAAUAAGAGACUCAGGAGAGGAGCUGCUCUCUGCUCUUCAGGAUGAUGAACAUUACAAACUACAGACACUCUAUUUCAGGGUGUGGUGAACAUCUGUGUGUGUGAUGAAGACUCUGGUGUUCCUGCAUUUCCAUGUUAGAGAACAGACAACACAUUCAUAAACACAUCAGUCAUUUAGUUCUAACAAAUUAAAGAGACUCAGAGAUGUGGUCAGUGUGUGUUCAUGGUGCACAGUGAAUCAGACUGCACACAAUUCUACACAGAAUGUGGAACAACUUGUGAUCUGCAUGAAACUGCCUGGACCUCAGUCCCUUAAAAACCCUGAAAGAGCAGGUGAAAAAGCACAGGGACUCGAGCUGAACCCAGUCAGUGGAAGAGGGAGCUGAAAUGGACAGGAACAAAGAGUGAACCAAACAGUGGUGCAGUCUAAAUUGGGGGGCAUUUUGAAUGUUGUAAUAUAAUAAUGUAGCUUCGAAGGUGUGUCUUUCUGGUUCUAAAGGAGAGAGAUGUGAGUGAGAAAUGAUGUAUUUUUAUUAAACUGAUGAUUAAUUUUA
Neoarius graeffei (lesser salmon catfish) is the source of this 4624-nucleotide messenger RNA. Its product is annotated as NACHT, LRR and PYD domains-containing protein 3-like. The transcript is spliced from 17 exons. The coding region runs from base 221 to 4159 and encodes 1312 amino acids. NCBI's taxonomy places the organism in Eukaryota, Metazoa, Chordata, Actinopteri, Siluriformes, Ariidae. The record is from RefSeq and is a predicted model, not a curated record. Gene Ontology annotation, molecular function: protein binding.